AUGGAAAUAUACUUGAACUAUUUUUGUUGUUUUCCAGUGGAUCAGAUGGGAAGAUGGGUCGUUGCUGGGGGUGCUGUCGUAGGGCUUGGUGCCCUUUGUUACUAUGGAUUGGGAAUGUCUAAUGAGGUUGGAGCCAUUGAAAAAGCCGUUAUUUGGCCACAGUAUGUGAAAGACAGAAUUCGUUCCACCUAUCUGUACUUUGGGGGAAGUGUUGGUUUGACUGCCUUGUCUGCGGUACUUGUCAGUAGAUCUCCUGCCCUGAUGAGUAUGAUGACAAGAGGUUCCUGGCUGGCAAUAGGAGCAACCUUUGCAGCAAUGAUUGGAGCUGGAAUGUUGGUUAGAUCAAUAGAUUAUGAACAAAGUCCUGUCCCUAAACAUCUGGCUUGGAUGCUACAUGCAGGUGUUAUGGGUGCUGUGGUGGCUCCUCUGACUCUCCUGGGUGGCCCCUUGCUCAUUCGAGCUGCUUGGUAUACAGCAGGUAUUGUAGGUGGGCUCUCGACUGUGGCCAUGUGUGCACCAAGUGAGAAGUUUCUGAACAUGGGAGCACCUCUGGGAAUUGGAUUUGGCUUUGUGCUUGCAUCCUCCAUUGGAUCAAUGUUCUUGCCACCCACAUCUGCAUUGGGUGCUGGCCUCUAUUCCGUUGCUGUGUAUGGUGGAUUAGUACUUUUUAGUUUGUUCCUGCUUUAUGAUACUCAGAAGGUUAUAAAACGUGCAGAGACUCAACCACUGUAUGGUUUGGGAAUACAGAAGUAUGAUCCCAUCAACUCGUGCAUGGGUAUUUACAUGGAUACUCUCAACAUCUUCAUCAGAGUGGCUACCAUGCUUGCAACUGGUGGUGGCGGCAGAAGGAAAUAGAUGGCAGCUUCCUUAGCAGGCUGUAUCAGCAGAUCAUCAGACACUUUGGCUUGUCUGCUUAGUGCAUAAUAUUAAAUAAAACCACUGUUGUGUACAAGCAGCUGAUGUAGAAGUCAAAUACUCUGACCAUUUCAACAGGAUCUUUAUUUUCAGUAUAAUGUUGACUUGGUGUUCUGUGUAAUUAAAAAAAACAGUCGAGUGGAAACAAAAUUGCUAGGUACCAUUCAACACUUCUCCCUAUUUUUUGAAAUGGAAAAGAAAUUCAUUUCAAUAUGUAUAUUUAUAGCAGGUGUAAAGUUUCUUUCCUUCUCAAAAAAGAAAAGAAAAAGAAAGGACAUGGCUCUUUUAUGACAUGCUGCAGUUUUGCUUUAUAUAUAGAACCAGCAUGAUUGUGCACAAUGCUUAAGCCAAUGUGAAUUUUAGGAGAUGACUAUACAAAAUGUGGGCAUCUAAUUGCACUAAAGUACACAACAUAUUGAUAACACCUAAAUAUAGCCCCAGUGCCUUGAUUGGUCACGAAGAGAAAUGAAGAAUGGGACCUCCCAAACAAUGGCUGUUAAUCUACAUCGCCCCCUCUCGGCCACAUUUCAGCAGAAGACCGAGGAAUUAUCUAGGUAGUUACCCAACAGUUGUGAUUGUAAAGCCUAGGUAAAUUGAUAGGGGAGAGGACUAUUUGAAUAGCGUGCAAAAGAAAAGAAAUCAAUGUGGGAACUUCAGACCUCUGAUUUUCCUUGAGCUACAUUGGGAUACAAUCUUCUUUUUGAAACGUAAUUUCCUGUCUGUUACCAAUUUAAUACUGCUGCAUUCAAGUGGCAGUUUCUUUAGAUCUUACUGGGGAAAAAAGAAAUCACCCUCAUUUCCAAAUAUUAAGUUAAUUUGCCUUUCCCUUGAAUUUUACAAGGACACUUGUGGAAUGGUAAUGGUAAUAUUUUAAUAACCUGGAGAAAUGAGUUUAUGUAAAUUCAUCAGGUAAAAUAAAUGUUACUUUGCACUUGAAUGCUGUGGUAUUCAUCUGUCUUUCUUCCAUCAUACCAUUCUGUUUGUGUCAGUUUCUGAAACAAUAAAAGUUGAAGCCCACCAUUUAA
Messenger RNA from Pogona vitticeps (central bearded dragon), 1940 nucleotides. The record is from RefSeq and is a predicted model, not a curated record. NCBI's taxonomy places the organism in Eukaryota, Metazoa, Chordata, Lepidosauria, Squamata, Agamidae.